GCUAGCUAGCUGCGCCCUGUGUUGCUGCUCAGUUUGGCCACACAGACUUGUGCAUCUAUUUUGGUAUCUUCACAGCUCGCUAUCAGGAUCCUGGCCACACUAGUGCAUUUGAACAUGGAUCUGAGGGCUUGACUCACUUUGAUUGCUCUGGACUGAUUUACUGGAUUCUACAUUGAGGAUUGAUGUUUGAUACCCCUGUCUAGCUUGGAUGGUUACACUCAACAUGAAAGACCCAACAACAACAACAAGGAAGUUCACAUUUGGCAUCAGUUCUCCGAUAUCAACCUGAGCUGGACAGGGGAUGCACAAGACAGACAGCAAGCCGCCGACAUCAUGAGCUGUGUGGAAAAGCGGCACAUGAGCCAUAGGGUGGGAAGCAUGCUCCACCAUCGCUUCCCAAAUGGCUUCACCGACCUGUUCAUGGACGACACUGAUCGAGAGGUCAGCACUCUCACCGACAGAGCGUUUCGAAGUCUCUGCGUCGGAGAUGACGCUGUUUACAACGACGAAUUCUUGUAUGGAUACUCACCUUUUAGCUGCCACAAACCUCUGGUGGGGGAACCUCUUAAAAAGACUCAUCACAAGGAAACUAAAAAGCAGGGACAAAACAAAACUGAAAAAAAUUACACCCAGCCAUGGAACCAGCAACAACAGAAGAAUAUGUCCAAUAUGUCGUCGUUCCUCAAAGCAUUUAGUGCCACAGAGGAAAGCUGUGAGGGGAUGUUAAUCAAAAAUGGAGGUAUGACGGACAUUAAGGGGGAAUCUUGGGAUCAGUCUGCACUUCGCAGCAUCCAGCGAGAGCUAUCGGAGUUCUCCUCAGAUUAUCCAGCAAAUCUCGCAGAUGGACAUUACAAGAACUGUCAUCGACAUCACUCUGGAGAUGGUUCAUCAAACAAAACAGGAAAGGAUGCAGCCCCUCCCUCAGGAAAAUCUUCAAAGAAUAAAAAUGGAAAAUCAACUGUCAAACUACGAAAACUUAAUGUCAAAAACUUUUUCCUCCACAGUGAGUUAAGCCCGUUUCAAACAUGGAAAGAUUUUAACAGGUUCCCCUUUGGCCAAGAGGAUACAGUUCUCCCUACAGAUAGUAUCCCUAAAUGGUAUGACUUGCCUUUUUACAAGGAGCUGACAGAGGCACACAAACAAGAGACUCAACAUGCAGAGGAGGUGCAAGCAUGCCAAAAACCAGCACUUGACCCCCCUCCCUUAACUGCUCCUAAACCCAUUCCUCCCCCUGUGCCACCAAAGGUCCUGCCAAAGCCUUCAGCUGCUCCAGCUGAGAAGAGGUGCACAUCAGAUGGCGGGGAUGGGAGUGCUGCCCCCUGGAGGCGCAACAAGUCCAGGGCUAAAAGUGUGAUUCCAGUCAAUCAGUCAGGGCUACUGUCUCAGGAAAAUAAUUCAAAACAAGUGGAUGAAAGUUUGUUUCUGUUCAAAAAGGAAGCGAAAUCUGUUGAGGUGAAAGCAGUUGAAGAGGUCAGCUCUUUGGCAUCCACUCCUUUCAGCAUCUGCCAGUUGAUGACUCCCCUUAUUCCCUCCAGACAGCCAACAGACACAUCAGAAAUCCUCCAAGCCGUCCUCUCACCCUCUGCUCUUGACCUUCCACUACGACCACACUCAGAGGCCAAAUCGACUCCUGAACCUCCAGUCAAGCGGGAAAGCUACAAAUCACUUGCUUCUAGCAUUCUCUUCAACCUCAAAGACAACAGGAAAAGGGUAAAAAGUCGUUACAGCCCACCUAAAUUCAAAACACUUGAAGUUCCUGAGAGUGGAAUCCAGUCUCCACAAUCAGAUAAUGUCAAAAAUUCACAAGUUGGCUCUGAGGGCAAUGCAUCUGGUGUGAGCACUCCUGCCAUUUUAAAAGAAGGACUGGUGGUCUGUAGUCCUGUUUGGGAAUCAAGCAACAGUCCAGCUGUUGACCGUGCUAAACAUGAUGCUGAGAGACCUCUGUCAGAUGAUUACUUGUUAUCUAAUCUAUUACAAACCAAAAGGGAAGGUAACAGUAUUCUUGGUGAAGAGAAUCCAAUUUCUUCUUUAAUACACACUAAAAAGACGAAGAGCCCCAAGGCUAAAAAGCAAAACUACCCCUCUCUGAAUCUGUACAAAAAAGCUAGCCCUGUUGACAGUGAUACAAAAUAUCUUCAAGUCCCUCCAACAAAUGGUGCCCCCGUACUCAAACCAACCCAGAUUAGUGAGCAUUCUCCACUCCUACGAAACAAAGAUGUAUCUCCAAAAGCACUGCCAACAAAAACGGGGCUGUCACCAAAAUCUUUAACUGUCAAGAAAGACCAUUCGCCCUUAAUUUCACCAAAUGUACCUGAGAAAGAUGGCUUCUCAAUGAAUCCAUCAGAACGUAAAAUGCAACCAGGUAUCCCAGAAAAACCAAAACAACCCAGAGAGACAGACUUUGGCUUGCAGCCUGUUAGUGUCAAGGAAAAAGAUACUAGCAUCCAACCUUUAAGCACAAAGGAUGUGAUCAGGGCAGCUAGGGAAGCAAUUAAUGCGGCCAAAAAUAAGGCCAUGAUGGCAACCCAGUCAGAUAACUUCAAUAAAAACAAUUUAGACAAAGAAGAACUGAAGGAGAAGGAAACAGAUGACUCAAGAGAAAUGUUCAGUAUCAAGAGUUUAAUCCCAGAAAACACCAGUAUUUUAUCUCAAAGUAGAAGUGAUGCAACUGUUGAUGCACUUGUCAGAAAAGGUAAGAAAGAACCCCCACCAGUUCCAAAGCGAAACUUUCCUAAAUCUGAUAUUCAACUCGCUCUUGACAAACCUGUAACAAAUACCGUUGACACACUACCUAACAGAGAUUCAGGGGACAAAAAAAUAGAUGAACCUGAUCAGAAACAGGCCAAACCCAAACACAUUUUCUCAGCCAGACAGAACAAUUAUAUCAAAUAUCAGAGAUAUGCUGAGACGGAUGAUGAAGAAGGAGUAGAGCUUGAGGAAGGCGAUCUGAAAGUGAACACAAUAACGGGAGCUGAUGAGGAGUCGACGUCGUUCAAAGAGGCGAGAGAUAGUGAGCAUAUAUUUAAUGAUUUGCAAGCUUUGAAAGAGCUAGAACGAGCAAGACUAAGCGUUCAUGAUAACACCAGAAACAAAUCGGGAGUUUUUAAUAUUGAUGAGCAGACAAGAGCUAAGAAUGAUCUGAUCUCAAGGGAGCUGAGGAAUAUAAAGAAAGGUAUGAUGUCUAUGAGAGGGAACACAACAGCUAAGAGAGAGCUGUUUGCUAAGAAAGAAAAGGAACAAAGCAAGCCAGAAGCUUUCUCAAAGAUAGACAGCAAUGUCAUGGUUAAUAAAGCACUUAUAAAUGACAACUAUGACAAAGCCAAAAUGGCCCUUGAAGAAAUCAUCUCAGAGAGGCAAAAGCGACAUAAUGUAAAAGAGCAGGAUGCAAAUCUAAAAUUAAAUGAGAAGGCGGAUGAUGAAAGUUACAUAGCAAGGGUACAGCAAAGUAAACAAGCUAAUAAAGAUAAGGUUGCAGAGGCAAGGGAAAAACAAACCAGUUGGUCUCUUUCCCCUAAAGAUGUGGAUUUAAAAGAGAGGUUAGGUGAUCUGAGAGAUCACAAUCACAUGAGACAGAUUCUUUCACAAACAGAACCUAGAUUUGGAGAGACAGCUGGGAAGACAGUUCUACCUGGCAUGAAUAAAAUUGGAAAUGAGCCUAGCUCACUUGUCAAAACUAGAGGUCAAAUUGAGGAUAGACCAACUAAUGAUUCUAGCUACAAAUCAGAAGAGGUGGGUUUGAAAAAUCUAGAAGGACGGCUAUCUGAGGACAGCCAAGAAAGUUUGAUGAGCCAAAGUGGUAAAAGGCGAGAUGCGCCUCCAAUUCCUCCAAGGAGCAAAAGGGGAGGGAGUUCAAGAGAUGGAAGCAUCACGAUGGAAACAGAAAGGUUGAAAGAUUUAAUAGAAGAUGAUUUCUUAAACGGAGUUGAAUACUCUAGAGAAUUUGCAGCAGGCUCAGGUAAACAGGAAGUAGACAGUGACAUGGUCCUAAUGGAACUCAUGCCCGGACAAAUCUGUCCAGAUAAAAAGCAUUGGGAUAAGGGACAUGAUGUAGCUUCUAACUUUAUUUCUAAAACUGAUGCAGUUGUCAGGGAACCUGUGAAAUCCCCCCAAUCUGACAAUACAUUGUGUUUAUCCUCAGAGAUUGUAGGAAAUGAAAACUUUUUAUCAGAUGUGGUCCCAACAAGGGAGGCCACAGCUGAAAGUAGCAAUGACAGGAAACAGGAAAUAAAUAAGGUAAAGCGUAAAGCCCCUCUAAGACCUGACCACGUAAAGACUGCGGAUGACAACACAAUGAAACAUUUAGUGGAAGCAGAGCUUGACAAAAUAAAUAAAACUAGUGAGGACAUGGAUCCAGAGGUUCUCAGUGAAUGCCCCAUGAAAAUAGUAUCACCCUUACUUCUGGUGAACGGCGUUAGCAUCAAUCAAAGCCCGCCUGAUCAUGCCAGCUUGUCCUCAAAGUCAUCUUACUUCUCUGUGGAGAGUGCCCUGCUAAGAAACACAGAAACAGAGUCAAAUGUUUACCACUCUCUUGAGAACUUGAUCGGAGAGGUUGAGGAGGUUGAUGAGGUGAAGCAGAACACAAAAUGGGAUUCAGACAGGACAGAGGUGGAAUACUACUCUUUAAGUGACCAUGAAAGUGAACCAGAAUGUGUAAGGCAACUGCUAAAAUCUCCCAAAAAAGAAGAUACAGAGCUGCCAUACAAGUCCAGCCAAGAGGGAGGAGAUACCUCAAUGGGUCAAUCCCUAAGUCAAGAUGAACAGAAUCCGAUGCCCAUGUCAGCCUCAAACACUUUCUCCCCACCUUUGGGGAUCCCUGCCUUGUUCAAGGUCAAAGACAACACUUUCAGUAAUAAGAUGAAGAAGACUGUGCAACCUUGGUCCCCAAGAGGGAGUCUUAGUGUUUCAACAAAGGUAGAGGAAAAUCCAAAGCUUCCUCUGAUUGAUGAACCUGUCAACAGUGGAAUCACACCAACGCAAGUUAAAAUCUUCGAGCCCCAACAGCAAGUAAAAGUCUUUGAGCCCGAGCAGCAAGUUAAAGUCUAUGAGCCCCAGCAGCAAGUUAAUAAAGUCUUCAAGCCGCAGGAACAAGUUAAAGUCUAUGAGCCCGAGCAGCAAGUAAAAGUCUUUGAGCCCGAGCAGCAAGUUAAAGUCUAUGAGCCCGAGCAGCAAGUUAAUAAAGUCUUCGAGCCCCAGCAGCAAGUCAAAGUCUUUGAGCCCCAGCAGCAAGUUAAUAAAGUCUUUGAGCCCCAGCAGCAAGUUAAAGUCUUUGAGCCCCAGCAGCAAGCUAAAGUCCUCGAACCAAUGCUUCCUCUGAUUGAUGAACCUGUCAACAGUGGGACUGCAGCAAUAGAAGUUAAAAUCUUUGAGCCCCAACAGAUUUCAACGAACGUUUCCCCUCCUCUGCUGCUGUCUCCUUUAAGUCUGCAAACUGAAACCCAAAAGAAACCACAAAUGGGAGGGUUCCUUACUGUCCCACAGGAGGAGGACAGGUUUUCUGGUGUAAGCCCAUCCUCUGAAGGCCUGGAGAGCGUAACAACCAGCACAGUUGACACAGCUGAUGAGAUGGGAGCAAAUGAUGAACUGCUGAUAGAAGUGUCAAAGGUCCCCAGUGAAAGGUCUGGAUCCACAUGCAGUGGCAAUGACAGUCAAACAGGGCUGUCCAAACCUCCAGCUGUUCUGCCUAAAUCUGAAAAGGCAGUUCUCAGAGCCAUGAAACUUGCAACAAGACGGAUGAAAAAGGAAGAGGCCCAGAAGUCCUCCCAUAAAUCCUCCCAAGGCAGCAGCAAACAUAGAGCGAAUAAACACAAAAGGGAACAUUCAGAGCAUGAAAAUAGCAACAGCAACAGUAAAAGUAGCAGGAGUGGUGACAGGAAACAAAAAGAGAAGACACAGGGUGGUCAUGAUCUUAUGGAAAGUCACCAUGGCAUAAACAGCGAUGACCGGAGUGAGCAACAUCUCCAUGAAAGAAGAGGUCACAAAAAUGAAAACAGAAAAGACCCAAGCCAGGGGACUCGGAGACUGAGCCACGUUUCAGUUGAAAGCAGUAACCAGAACAAUGACGCUCUACCCAGUGUUACAACAGAAAGACAAGGCCGAAGCAAUACCAAACAAGUUCGAGACAAGCCACAACAAAGACACUACAGCAGCGAUCGAGUCAUUAGUAAUGUACCUGUAUACAAAGCUCAUGUUGGUGACAGGCCCAUGCCAGAGCGGCCUUUCCAAAGAUCUAUGAGCAGUGAUAGGUUCUUAGGAGACAAACUGGAGCGAAGGCUAAGCAACGACAUCUCAGUCAAUGAAAGACCUGAUCCAAGAUCUCUGCGCAUUGAGAAGUCUAUCAUGGAUGAGUUCCAGCAAAGAGGCCGAGCCAAAGACAAGACGAGCAGAGACAACCCGUUGAGAAGGAGUCACAGCAUUGAUGCUUACAGCACUGAAGUUCCUCAUCCUUCAACUCUGUCCCGUCAGUCAAGCCACACCAGCCACACCAGCCACACCAGCCAGCUCUCUCGCCAGUCCAGCAUUGAGCAUGCGAUCGUUACACAGUCUUUCCCAAUCACUCAACGCAAGCUCCUCCAGGAUCCAGAUUCUGGACAGUACUUCUUUGUCGACAUGCCUGUGCAAGUCAAAACGAAAACGUUCUUCGAUCCUGAAACAAGAAGUUAUGUGCAGUUGCCACUCCAGCCACCUGAGGGUGCUGUUCCUCAGGCCUCUCCCUUGGAAGUUUUGACCCCUCCUCUGGUUGUAUACCAUGGAUUUGUCCCAGUGCCUUUGUCUCCUAUGGCUCAAAAGGCUCCGAUCCAAGCCCCUCAUAUGGCACAAGAGGAGUUUGAUCAAAGACACUUGGAAAUGUCAAGGCAGAUGCUCUGCCAAGAGAGACAUCCUUACGUAGAGCCUAUCUAUGGGCAACACGACCACAUAUUAGGGGAGUUUUUGGGCACUGAAGAGCUUGACUGCCCAAGCUGAUGGGUAUUAUGCGUGAAAUAUAAAAAUACCCUCACAUAUAUUGCUUAUUUCAUGGUUUUUAUUGGAUUCCAGGGAUUAUUUCAUGAUCAAGUGUUUGAUUUUCUUUUUUCAUUUCUUUUGUACCCACUAAUGUUCAAGCCAGUGUCUUCCGUCUUUUGCCAUAAGGAUUGAAGGUCAGCAAAUUGAGAUAACUCAGUCAUGUUUGACUUGUACCGAUAACAAGAGCAAUGAAUUUACGGUAAUGUUCUAGGUUUUUUUUUUUUUUUUUUUUUUUUUUUUACAUGUUUCAGGAAGGAUUUUCUCUUCAAGGUUUGAUGUUUGUUGCUGUUGCUUUACUGGCCUUAAAUUAUACAGGAAACUCUGUGGACUCUGUGUUGCCAUUGAGUCCUUGGGUUUUGAUGAGUUUGACUUUAAUGUAACUGGCAGGAGAUGUUGAUGUUUUAAUGAGAUGACGGUUGUGAAAUGCUGUUAUUUUACUGUGGGUUUACAGAUGUAAGAUAAUGUGCAAUGUUUAGGAGUUCAGAGACAUGGGCUAUCCAUGUACAUAAUGUAUUAAAGUGUAAACAGAGAGGGUAAGCUGUAAUGUAAAUGAGAAAUAUUUAUUGUAAGAGGUACAGAGGUAUUGGGAGCCCGUUAAAAUUCAGGUAAUGACUUUUAUUUUACUUACCUGAAAAGUUUUGUUUCGUUUCUUUUUUAAUCAAAAGUUUGAGCUACUUGAAAAAAGAGACAAUUUAUUAAAGUAACUGUCUAAGAUUUUGUUGUAAUUGAGUUCAAACAACUGCAUUUAACAAUCUGCAUGCUAAAAUUGAACUUGCAAGAACACCUACACGUGUUUGUUGCAACACAGAUUGUACUUCUACUGUGUAAAAGCUUAAAUAGGCAUUUUUGCAUUUUUUUAAUCUGCAGGGAAAAUGAAAGAGGAAUUGGUUUUACCAAGUUUGUUGCAGACUAGACUUUUGCAGGGCUGUUUGUGUCUGUGAUCCAUUCCAAUAAAAAAACAACUGUUGUUACAGAGUUA
This is a messenger RNA of Cheilinus undulatus (humphead wrasse), 7978 nucleotides long. RefSeq lists its product as uncharacterized. The record is from RefSeq and is a predicted model, not a curated record. The transcript has 3 exons. Lineage: Eukaryota; Metazoa; Chordata; Actinopteri; Labriformes; Labridae. Gene Ontology annotation, biological process: positive regulation of calcineurin-NFAT signaling cascade. Gene Ontology annotation, cellular component: Z disc. Bases 334 to 6960 code for a protein of 2208 amino acids.